UUUUAAAGUAAUUUUCUUGCGGUUAUUGUAUGUCACGGCACGUUUUUUGUGAAUCUUUAUUUUUCAUCCGGGACAUUAUUUCCGUCUGGUCGAGGUAUUCCGGAAGCCGGAAGUUUGGGCGGUGGUUGAAAGCGGCGAUCUCAGUUCCUCGCUUGUAGGUAAAACCAAAAACAGCCAAAAUGUCGAGCAAAUGUCGCACCAAGGGAAAGAUCACCAAGAAGCGUCCUCAGCGGGCCACCUCCAAUGUCUUCGCUAUGUUCGAUCAGUCGCAGAUUCAGGAGUUUAAGGAAGCCUUCAACAUGAUCGACCAGAACCGCGACGGCUUCAUCGAUAAGGAGGAUCUUCAUGACAUGCUCGCUUCUCUCGGGAAGAACCCAACAGAUGACUAUUUGGAGGCGAUGAUGACCGAAGCCCCCGGGCCCAUAAACUUCACCAUGUUCCUCACCAUGUUCGGAGAGAAGCUGAACGGCACAGACCCCGAGGAAGUCAUUCGUAAUGCGUUCGCCUGCUUUGACGAGGAAGGAACAGGCUUCGUUCAGGAGGACUAUCUGAGAGAGCUGCUGACCACUAUGGGAGAUCGAUUCACAGACGAAGAGGUCGACGAGCUCUUCAGAGAAGCGCCGAUCGAUAAAAAGAGCAACUUCAACUACGUGGAGUUCACCCGUAUUCUUAAACACGGAGCCAAAGACAAAGACGAUUAGAAAAAACCCUUUAGGCGAGAGAAAUCAGUGCUGUCCGUUCACCUGGAUCCCAUUGAGAACGCAUCUUUAGCUUUAAUAUACCGUAUGUGCGGAUGAAAAUGACAUGUUCACUCUGUUUAACUUCACUGGGAUAAGACUUCAUGUUUUGAAGGGGUUAUGAUACAGAAUCACAAAGUCACUCAUGUUAAAAUGCAAGAUUGAACCAUGCACCUUUUUUUUUUCUUCUUCUUCUCUUAGGUUUGUGUGCCAGUGUUUUAUUUUAUGCAAACUGGAAAAAAAUUCCUCUUGAUUUCAUCACACCACUGUCAUGUUCAGGGCUCAUGGAUCAUGUCUUCAUAUAUUUGGAGCAUGUCUGAGGUUUAUAUAAUGGUAUAUUUAAAGUACAUAGAUAGUCGUACGUUGAUUCAGACCUCGAAGACGAAUCUCAUUUCUCUGUUGAUUUAGACGGUAAAAAAUGUGAACGUGUUGAUCUAUUUCGAUGCAUUUGACCUCAUUUGAUUUCGUUGCCUAAUUUUACAUUAUAUAAUAUUAAAUAUUUUGAAUAAAUGUCUCUUAUUAAAACAUUUAUGUGCAACUUACAUGUUUUUUUUUUGUUUGUUUGUUUUAUGUCUAUGUCAAUGUUUUUGGACUUAAUGUAAUCGUGAAUACAGUCAUAAAUGUUGUUUUUUGUUUAUUACA
Molecule: messenger RNA, 1379 nt
Organism: Carassius auratus (goldfish)
Lineage: Eukaryota; Metazoa; Chordata; Actinopteri; Cypriniformes; Cyprinidae
Product: myosin regulatory light chain 2, smooth muscle minor isoform-like
Exons: 4
Coding region: 180-701 (173 amino acids)
Molecular function (GO): calcium ion binding
Source: RefSeq, a predicted model, not a curated record